Messenger RNA from Zonotrichia leucophrys gambelii, 1825 nucleotides. RefSeq names its product stromal cell derived factor 2 like 1 (gene SDF2L1). The record is from RefSeq and is a predicted model, not a curated record. The coding region runs from base 98 to 742 and encodes 214 amino acids. NCBI's taxonomy places the organism in Eukaryota, Metazoa, Chordata, Aves, Passeriformes, Passerellidae. The transcript has 3 exons.
GCUGUGGCCGGGCCCGCGCGGGGGAGCGGAAGCGCCGUGCUGAGGGCGGCAGGGCUGAGGGGGCUGAGGGGCGGCGGGGCCGGCCGGGUGCGGCGCGAUGCGGGGCGGCCGCCGCCUCUUCCCGCUGCUGCUCUUGGCGCUGCUGCCCGGGCUGUGCCACGGCAGGGAGUCGGCGCCGGGCGCCGUGACUUGCGGCUCGGUGCUGAAACUGCUCAACACCCGCCACAGCGUCCGGCUCCACUCGCAUGAGGUCAAGUACGGCUCCGGAAGUGGGCAGCAGUCAGUGACAGGAGUUGAAGCCUCAGAUGAUGCCAACAGCUACUGGCGGAUCCGUGGGAAGAGUGACAGCAGCUGCCAGCGUGGGACACCAGUCAAAUGUGGGCAAGCCAUACGACUCACCCAUGUUAACACUGGGAAAAACCUGCACACUCAUCACUUCCCAUCACCACUCUCCAAUAACCAAGAAGUAAGUGCCUUUGGGGAUGAUGGCGAAGGAGAUGACCUGGAUUUCUGGAUUGUGCAGUGCAGUGGUUCUUACUGGGAGCGGGAGGAUGCCGUGCGCUUCAAGCACGUGGGCACCGAGGUGUUCCUGUCCAUCACGGGGGAGCAGUACGGGCACCCCAUCCGAGGCCAGCGCGAGGUGCACGGCAUGCCUGCUGCCAACCACCACAACUAUUGGAAAGCCAUGGAGGGAGUCUUCAUCAAACCCAGCCUGGACCCUGCAAAACACGAUGAGCUCUGAAUUGGCGCGGGAUCCAAAACGCUUCGUGUGACUCCGGUGUUUGGAGAUGCUAAUCCUUGGUCUCUUCUAAGUCCUGCCUUGCCUGAGUGACUGAUUUUCUGUGUUACUGAAGGGCAUUAGUUCAUUCUAGGGAUGCAGCACUUCUGUGGGGAGUGGCUUCUGCCAGGUUCGGCCACUGACAUUUAUUUGGUGAAGUCCUUUCUGAAUUUCCAAGCUUUAUUGGUGAAACUAGUUCCUACAUCUGUUAGGUUUUGUUGUCAUUUGUUUGCUUGUUACUUUUUCUCGAAUUCGAAGGAAAUGAAAAAAUGAAAGUAAUACUUUCCUCUACUCUCAAGUACAAUAAAACUUUGUAUUUUGUAAUCUUUUUCCAGCUAUAAUUAAAUAUUUAAAAACUGAUUUUUACAUCCUAGUGAAAGAAUGUUAUUGAUGAGGAGAUGGAUUGAGUGUAGAAACGGAAAAAUGGUUCUGAAAUAUGGUGGUUUUGAAUGGCUUUCAGUCAGCUAUUUAGUUCUGAGUUAAAAAGAAGUAUCCAUUUGAAAAUUGCAUCCAAUGUCUUAUGACAUUUCAUUCUGUAUUGCAUUGGAAGAUUUGAAAAUACUGUGUAUGUUGGAGUAAGAAGACAACAUUUUAAUAGUUUUACUUUGUCCAAGAAAUUCAGAUGUUCUAGUAGUGGUGGUACAGCUGAUUGUCCUCUGGUAAGGCUGCUCUGCUCUGUGAACAGGUGCAGAAAACUGCUGCUUGCUUAAUUAAUGUUGGAAUUUUACAGUUUCUCAUGGUGUAAAGGAAUGGUUAAAUUUGGCUUACUUCUGUGUCACUACAAGAUCAGUAUGACAAUCCAGGUGAAUAAAUAGUGAGGCAUCCAUCUAUGUGGGGCUUUUUAUGUGUGAAUCCAGAAGAGCAAAAAAAACCUGAGACAAUGGUUUGGUCAUGGAUUUCUGACAGAGUGGUAUGCACUGGAGUGCUAGCAAGGAAUCUUCACUGAACAAGAAUUUCUGUGUUCCUCUGUGAAAAGGAAUUAAUUCUUCAGUGUAUUUUUUACACAGUGGUACUGGAAAUACUGAUUAAAAUUCAAAAUACCAUGUA